AUGAUCACUGUGACCUCAGAGGGCAACUGGUCUGCGAAGCUGGAACUGGAAUGGGCAGGAUAUCACUACUGGACUGUCCAACCUGCCAACUUCAAGAAAGGACAGAGACAAGAACAGAGCAGCAUCCAGGGACCACCACACAUGAGCAACUGCAACAUUCAGCAUCUGAUCCUUGUUCGUCUGUGUGCUUCUGCGUUUGUGUCAAAUGUCAAACAGCUGGAAAGGAAACUACACCAGUGCACUGGGAUGUUUCCCCAAUUCGUGCCAGACGCUGUUCCUGCCUGUGAAGGUAACAUCACCCGAGACAGCCCGCCUACCUCAGGACCUCGCCGAGCCACGUAUCGAUCACGCUGCAAAGCUGGACUCAGACCUCAGGAAGCGAGAUCUUUAUCAGUCAGUGCUGUCAGAGUCUGUGCUCUGGGAAACAACCGAGUAGCUCAUGCCCUCUGCUCCCACGUGGAUGAGGCACAGCUCCUUUACGCUAUAGAGAAUAAAUAUAUGCCAGGUCUUCUUCGUGCUGGCUACUAUGACCUCCUCAUCGACAUCCACCUGAGCAGCUAUGCUACAGCUCGCCUCAUGAUGAACAACGAGUACAUUGUUCCCAUGACGAAUGACACAAAGAGCAUCACUCUGUUUCCAAAUGAAAAGAAGAAACAUGGCCUGCCAGGCAUUGGACUCAGCACCUCUUUGAGACCCAGAAUGCACUUCACAUCCCCAAAUUUUGUUUCCAGGCCCGGACCAUCGUGCUUUAACAAAGGCAACAGUGGAUCAGGAGAUUGUUUCCAGUACAGCCCUGAAUUCCCCUUAGGUAUACUGAAAGUUAAAACCAUUGAGAUGUUGACAGAGGCAGUACGGGAGGGAAGCAUGCACGUACGGGACCCAGUAGGAGGAAGCACCGAGUUUCUAUUUGUUCCACUCAUCAAGCUGUUAUAUACUAUGCUCAUCAUGGGCGUUUUCCAAAACGGAGAUCUGAAGAAUAUCCUCCGACUGAUUGAACCUUCUGUGUUCUGUGAACGACGCAAUGAGCAGGAUGCACUUUGCAUGGAGUUGGAGGUGCUAAAGAAGGGUGAAGCCGAAGGAGGAGGAAAGGAGGGAGUGCUGAAUGUCCCCAAAGAAGGACUGUUAGAGAUGAAGCUGCCAGAGCCUGUAAAACUCCAGAUGUGUCAUGUGCUGCAGUACCUGUGUGACUGUCAGGUGCGCCAUCGUAUUGAGGCAGUGGUGGCCUUCUCUGAUGACUUUGUGGCUUGUCUCCAAGAAAACCAACGAUUUCGUUACAAUGAGGUGAUGCUGGCACUCAACAUGUCUGCAGCCCUUACUGCCAAGAAGACCAAAGAGUUCAGAUCUCCCCCACAGGAACAGGUGGGAACACCACAGAACAACAUAGAGCAUAAAUAUAACUGUAACCAGAUCUAG
Molecule: messenger RNA, 1413 nt
Organism: Pelmatolapia mariae (spotted tilapia)
Lineage: Eukaryota; Metazoa; Chordata; Actinopteri; Cichliformes; Cichlidae
Product: ryanodine receptor 2-like
Exons: 6
Coding region: 1-1413 (470 amino acids)
Biological process (GO): release of sequestered calcium ion into cytosol by sarcoplasmic reticulum; striated muscle contraction
Cellular component (GO): smooth endoplasmic reticulum; sarcolemma; Z disc
Molecular function (GO): ryanodine-sensitive calcium-release channel activity
Source: RefSeq, a predicted model, not a curated record